AUGUGGGUCGUUUCAUCGCCCCCAGCGCUGCUGCAGGAAAUUCCACUGAGCCCGACUCUCAACAAGUUUUCAAGCAUCCGGACCCGCAAGGCGUUAGAGGAGGAGCUCGGGCUGAGCGCAGGGGACGCCAAGGCCGUGAAGCGGCGCACCAGCACUUCAAAGACAACAGCGGCAACGCAGUCCUGCACAAACUGGCCUACCCAUGCGCAGCCUCUCUGUCUAACCGCCCCCCAAACCCCCUUGCCCAACGGCUCACCGGCCCUAUCCGCUCUCGUUGUCCCUGCAAACCUCGCCCACAGUCCCACCAUCAUCCAUUUCCCCGCCCCCUCCUCUGUUCAUCCCACGUCGCGCCCAGGCAAAGGCAACCCUUCCCCACAUUGCAAGCGGCACAAUGUGAAUGUUGAAAACCCUCACAUCAUGCACGUGCUUGGAUGGAAAUGUGCAUGUAUAUUCAUGGUCCGCUACCGCAGGGCCGCGGGAACCAGCCAUCCCAACCAGGUCUCUACAAUGAAAAGCAUCAAGAGGAAACAUGUCCUCUCCCACAAAGAGCUCCAGCAUAAACUCCCUGAACAGAGCAUCUUCCAAAGGGUGGCUGAUGAGCCUGAAAGUCAUCCACUUAUUCUCCCAAGGUAG
Molecule: messenger RNA, 633 nt
Organism: Puccinia triticina
Lineage: Eukaryota; Fungi; Basidiomycota; Pucciniomycetes; Pucciniales; Pucciniaceae
Exons: 1
Coding region: 1-633 (210 amino acids)
Source: RefSeq, a predicted model, not a curated record